Messenger RNA from Diceros bicornis minor, 3178 nucleotides. It is a transcript of the gene CCDC69, whose product is annotated as coiled-coil domain containing 69. Gene Ontology annotation, cellular component: cytoplasm; nucleus. The record is from RefSeq and is a predicted model, not a curated record. The transcript has 10 exons. Gene Ontology annotation, molecular function: microtubule binding. The coding region runs from base 1 to 1185 and encodes 394 amino acids. Lineage: Eukaryota; Metazoa; Chordata; Mammalia; Perissodactyla; Rhinocerotidae.
AUGUCUGAGGGCCAGUCCAACGCAGCAUCCUUUGAUUCUGUGAAGCGUCUAGCUCCAAUUCUGGUCACCCGCCUCGGGCGGCGGCGCCGGGGGCCCCGCGGGCUUCGCGGAGGCCCUGCUCUUCGGGUAUUUACGGCCGCGGCCGCCCGCUCGGGCUCAAGUCUGCGCUUUCAGGUUCAGUUUCAGGGUCUCGCCGGCAGCCCCGGCCGGCGCGCGCGGAGCGGGCAGCGGGGCCCGGACGGCAGGGUCCUCUGGAGGCCCCGGAGUUGGGAGGCGGCGUCCGGGAGCCCCCGGAGGAGGAUGGGCUGCGGACACAGCAGGCUGAGCUGCUGCAAACCCCCCAAAAAGAGGCGCCAAGAAUGGGAUCAGCGACCUAAACCAGAACCACAGGAACUAGGUCCCCUCAAUGGAGACACUGCCACAACUGUCCAGCUCUGUGCGUCUGAGGAGGCUGAGCAGCACCAGAAGGACAUAACCAGAAUUCUCCAGCGACAUGAAGAGGACAGGAAGAAAUGGGCACAACAGGUGGAGAAAGAGAGGGAGCUAGAGCUUCGAGAGAAACUGGACGAGCAGCGAAGAGUCCUGGAGGGAGAACAUGAGGAGACCCUGCAAGUCCUCCGGGCCUCAUAUGAGCAGGAGAAAGAAGCCCUUACCCACUCCUUCCAGGAGGCCAAGGCAUCCCUGCAGGAGACCAUUGAUGGACUGACCUCCCAGCUGGAGGCCUUCCAGGCCAAGAUGAAGAGAGUAGAGGAGUCCAUUCUGAGCCGAGACUAUAAGAAGCACAUCCAGGAUUACGGGAGCCCUAGCCAGUUCUGGGAGCAGGAGCUGGAGAGCUUGCACUUUGUCAUCGAGAUGAAGAAUGAGCGUAUUCAUGAGCUAGACAAGCGGCUGAUCCUCAUGGAAACAGUGAAAGAAAAAAACCUGAUGUUGGAGGAGAAAAUCACCACCCUGCAACAGGAGAAUGAGGACCUCCACGUCCGAGGCCGCAACCAGAUGGUUGUGUCCAGGCAGCUCUCGGAGGACCUGCUUCUCGCCCGCGAGGCCAUGGAGAAGGAGGCACAGUUACGGCAACAGCUCCAGCAGGAGAAGGAGGAGCUGCUGUACCGGGUCCUCGGGGCCGAGGCCUCCCCCACCUUCCCGCUGGCCUCUGUCACCCCCACAGAGGUCUCCUUCCUGGCCACAUAGGCUCCGGGUCUGGGCCCCCUAUGAUGCCUGUGGUCGAGCUCCCCACCAAGGACUUUCCAGAGAAGACAGCAGGAGCCUCCCCUUUUCCCAGGAGGGGACAAGGACGGGAGUGAGAUGGGGAGGCAGGGCGUGUGCCCAGUGAGCCCUGGGGGCUUGGGCCACGUAGAAUCACCCAUGGGGCUUUGGAGGCCCCCAGAAGCGCCUUCCCUUGAGUUGGCCCAGGGAACAAGCAAGAGGAGACCUUUCCUCCCUCUCCCUUCUGUCUGUCCAGUUGGGGAAGUUGUGAAGCUUUUCCCAGGGGCAGCCUGUGCCACUUUGGCCAUCUGACAAAGAGGGGACAAUCCCCUGGUCCUAACUUGUCAGCUGUGCUGCCAACUCAUCAGCUGACUCAUCAACUUCCCCCAGAUGUUCCCACUUCCACCCUGGCCUUCUCUCUGCCUCAGUUUAUUGCUCCUCUAAAAUGGUUGAGGGAACUGAAGAAAUGACUCUUGGUCACUACAGUGCCCCGUUCUAGGAUUGUCUGAAAGUCAGACUAGGGGCUAGAGACAGGGUAGGAAGUGGGCCAAACCCUGUGAAUCAAACUGGGAAAAGUAAGGGGGUCACUGGAGGCCCUUGAAGCUGGCAGUGCCAGGGAGCCAACCCAGCCAAGGCAGGAGCUGGGCAGGCCGUCGGGCAUGCCCCUGCUCCCGGUCCCAGAGUCUGGUUAGCCCAGGGAUGAUGGCCAGAGCUGCUCCUCCUGGACCAGGCAAGGCUCACUCUCCAGCUCUCCUGGACCCUCAGUCUCAGUGCCGCCUAGUGGGUCUGAGUACACACACCAGCGAGAGCAGGAUCCUCAUCCCUGUACAGAUGAGGAAACCGAGGUGGGAAGCAUGGCCCACAGAGCCACGACUAGGACCUCCUCUGUCAUCCAGGUCUCGUCUUCUGCUUUUUCUUCCUCCCCAGGCUCUGGGAAGAUCAGAUCUGUGACUUAGUCUUUCUCCUGCUCCCUCUACCUGCCCCCACCCGCUUCCGGUCUCUUUCAUUCCUGUCUUCCACCUUAAUUCCUUUUACCACCCCUGACGGAGACCCAUAGAACCCAUCAGAGAAAGGGGUGGUGGAGGAACGAGCCUCAGCAGGCCUGUCCAGCCCUGACUGUCUGUGGACUUAAGAUUCUUCUCAGGAAGCUCUGGGGACUAUGACAGUAACCCCCCCCCCCACCCCGGAAUAGAGCAUUUUAAUGAAAUGCUCUCACAUACACCUCCCUCCCCUGCUCUGCAUAAGAUCCUUGAGGCAGGUUCUUAUCCCUCUUUAGCAGCAGAGCAAACUAAGAUCACAGGAGCCAAAGGGCCUUGCCUGAGGUCCCCCAGCUGCAGCUCUAGGCCCUGGACCGGCACUCAGGGAAAGUCAAUCACUAGAGCCGAGGUUUCCUCCGUCAUCCCAGACUGCCCUCUUCAUUCCCCCGGGCCUGGUCUUCAUCCAUUUCUAGUGCUGGGAGUUCAGCUGUGACUCUGCCUCUCCGGCCCUGGGCAAAGAGGUUAUCCAGGAGGCUUGGGGACAGCUCUGGAGUGAAGCACACGUGGACUUCUUCAUGCAGCUUUGAAGGCUGCCUGAACUUUAAUAGGCAUGACCAAGAAAAGCAUCAGUGGUCAAGUAUUUUGGGAAAUUCUAGGUUCAGUUAACUUAAACAGAUCUGCAAACUGCAGGACUUGUCAGAACCUUUAAUAAGCUAAUGUGUCCUGCAAAGUCCCGAGAAGGAAGCAAAGCGUCCAGCAUUUCCUAAACUUCUUUGACCAAGUUUCUACCCCAACCGGAGCACUAGAGGCUGCAGAAUGCACUUUAGAAAGCAUUGUUUUACUUGAGAGGGGCCAGGCUAGAGAAGGGGCAAGUUACGGGAAGUAGGGUUUCCCACAGGUAGCCUGUGGUGGAUGUGAGGAGAUAAACUGUGGUCAUAGCCUUACCCUGGGGCAGACAAGCUAUGGAAACUAAAAAGAACACGUGGUAUCGUGGUAUCAUA